Aureobasidium namibiae CBS 147.97 is the source of this 1764-nucleotide messenger RNA. RefSeq lists its product as uncharacterized. NCBI's taxonomy places the organism in Eukaryota, Fungi, Ascomycota, Dothideomycetes, Dothideales, Saccotheciaceae. Gene Ontology annotation, molecular function: sequence-specific DNA binding; zinc ion binding; DNA-binding transcription factor activity, RNA polymerase II-specific. Gene Ontology annotation, biological process: DNA-templated transcription; positive regulation of transcription by RNA polymerase II. The record is from RefSeq and is a predicted model, not a curated record. The annotation marks the transcript as partial. Gene Ontology annotation, cellular component: nucleus. The transcript is spliced from 2 exons.
AAGGUUCAGCGCGCAUGUGAUAGUUGCAAGUCACGCAAGCGGAAGUGCUCGGGCGAGCAGCCAUGUCCGUUAUGCGUCUCGCAAGGCUUGAUUUGUACUUACAUCACCCCUCAUGGAAGGCACCAAACGGCUCAACCUACCAAUCAUCUUGCCAUUGGUGCAUCAAGUUAUAGUCUUGGCUCAGAUACCCAAUCUCAAUGGCCAGGACGAACUGUAUCUGUGACGAGGCCGGGAGACGCGUUCAACACUAACGACACUUCUCGAGCUGCCUCGCCAGAUGGGGAAGGCAUCACGCCUGCAGGCUAUCAGGGACCAACCAGCACUUUUUCAUUUCUCCGGAGGGCCUGGCGGAGGUUUGGUAUGGCAGAGCUGUCUGACCCGAACCAGGAGUCGAGAGAGGAAGUCUCGAUAUUUGCAUACGGUGACAGGAGGGCUCCAGCUCUAUCCAACACCAACGAACUUCAGCUUCCAAAUCGAGAUGUCACGAGUGCUAUGACCAGCCGAUACUUCGAUUUCGCGGCUCCAACAUACCGCUACCUACAUCGACCGACUUUCGAGUCAUGGCUACUCCGCUACCACGAGCAACAGGAUUCGCAUCAGGAGGGUCCACAGCCUAUACGCCAAGCUAUCGUACUCAUGGUACUUGCCACUGCAUGUCUGUAUAACGUUGAGAUCAGUGAGAUAGACACACCCCCUUCGACUCCAGCCGAGUCACGUAAAGCCGAGAGAAACGACAGUCACCUGCGUAUGGGCGAGACGUUAUAUCAAGCGGCUCAACAAAAGAUAACAAGCGAGGCUGGCAGACCAUGUCUAGAAUCUGUUCAGGCGCGGCUGGCCACUUCUCUUUACCAACUCAAUACCUCGCGGUUGAACCAAGCAUGGUACACCCUAGGCAGCACAUACCAGCUCGCUCUGUCCAUAGGCAUCCAUCGAGCAAGAGCUCCGACCUCCGGGGAGCCCAGUAAGAUUGUCCGAGAAUGCCAAAGACGCAGUUUCUGGGCUGUCCACAUGCUCGACACAUACCUCAGCGUCAUGCUUGGAAGACCUCCUUACAUCAAUGAUACAUAUGUCGACCAACGCUAUCCCGAGAUCGUCGAUGACAGCGACCUUCUCUCAGCUGGCACGAUAACUCGCUCGAUUCCAAAGGACUGCAUACAAGCCGCUCCGGUCAUGCAUGCGAAGCUCACACGCAUAGUCAAGGAAGCCUUGAAAGAGCAGGCUUUGGCUCACCCUGCUCGCGAUCAACACAUGAUCGCAACAGCCCAACGAUUGGGCCUCGAAGUCGAGCAAUGGCAGAAGCAGCUACCACUUUUCCUCUCGGGCGGGAUUCAUCCCUCGAGUCUGGUCCCGAUCUUUCGUAGACAACUCACGGUAUUACAGAUAGGCUGCGCGCACGCCAUCAUGAUCAUUACCAGGCCGCUACUUUCGGGCCAACAAACAGAGCCAGCUCUGAUGCAGCCGCAUAUCGAGAAAUGCUUGUCUGCCGCCAAAUUCGUCCUCGAUCUAGUACUUGAUCUCGCAGUAGACAAUAACCUCAUCCCGGCAUUCUGGAACACGCAGUACGUCACCUUCAACGCCUUGACCGUCGUCUAUGUCUGGAUCAUGCAGCGCAAACAAGGUCGCCUUUCCAUUGUCUCCACCCAGUACGAUGAGACGAGCAUGUUCGAGUUGGCCAAAUCAGUACAAGCUCAUCUGGCCAGAGCUACCCAUACGAAUGCACCCAACUUACGCUAUAGUAUCAUUCUUGAAGAGCUGCAGCAAGAA